Octopus sinensis (East Asian common octopus) is the source of this 1011-nucleotide messenger RNA. Its product is annotated as activin receptor type-2A-like. The coding region runs from base 1 to 1011 and encodes 336 amino acids. NCBI's taxonomy places the organism in Eukaryota, Metazoa, Mollusca, Cephalopoda, Octopoda, Octopodidae. Gene Ontology annotation, biological process: protein phosphorylation; cellular response to growth factor stimulus; cell surface receptor protein serine/threonine kinase signaling pathway. Gene Ontology annotation, molecular function: transmembrane receptor protein serine/threonine kinase activity; ATP binding. The record is from RefSeq and is a predicted model, not a curated record. Gene Ontology annotation, cellular component: signaling receptor complex; plasma membrane. The transcript has a single exon.
AUGUGUUGCUGUAGCGAAGACUGUCCUGUGCAAUGGCCUCUCAACACCACCAAAAUUAUAAAUAACACAGAAAUCAUCAAACGUGAGUACAACUCAAUGAAACUUUUUGUAAUCAUUUUUGCAUUUUUAAGUAUCUUUACAAUUAUUGGUGUCUAUCUAAAUCACAAAUGGAAUGAGCCACGUAGAAACACUCAAGACUAUAAGAAUAUAUUGCGAAAAUCAAGAAAACUGUAUUUAAUUAAACCAAAACAAUUAACUAAUCUGAAAGUAUUAUUAUGUAUAUUUACGCUACAGUUCCUAUUAAAUGAAAAUGGAAUUUUACAUGGGAAAUUUGGCAAUCAUGACGUGGCUAUUAAAAGAUACGCGAACAGCGAUUUAUUUCACAAUGAGCUGACAAUAUUUGGGUAUCUUUCCAUUUCAAAGGACCACCGGCAACACUGCGUAGGCUGUGUUGGUUUUACAGAAUCUCCUCAAUUACUAUUGACAGAGUAUCACAGCCAAGCAUCACUGUCCUGGCACAUACAUAAUGUAGCAAACUGGGUUUUAUUCGUAGAAAAAUUCAAAUCCUGGAAACCUACUUUGGUUGAUAGCAUGUGCCGCAACUUCUGUGGCUUAUAUUCAUUCGCGUUCGAUAGUUCACAGAGACAUAAACCUGACAACUUUCUGGUAUCAGAUGACUGCAAGAAUGUCGUUCUCUGUGACUUUGAAUUUGCCCAUUGCUUCAAGCUACCUCAGGAGAGUCGUCUUUGUCAUUCAAAAGUGGGAUCCCCUGCAUACAUGGCGCCCGAGUUGUGGGAAGGGAAUAUAAACUAUCGACUGGAUAGCUACAUACUCGUCGAUAUCUACGCUUUUGGGUGUAUGAUCAAGGAGGCGUUGGAGGCAAAUACCAGUUGGAAUUACAGACAGAUUAUUGAACAGUGCCGGGAUGAUUGUCUCAUUCAUGAUGUUCAUUUCAGGCUCUCCUCUGCUGAUAUCAUUGCUAAAAUAUUUAUUGGUUUAUGUGGAGAAUAA